GUCAGGAUAAUGGCAGGUGGCUCCAAAUUUUUUUGGGUUUCUCUCUUGCUCUUUUUAUCCGCUGUCGUUGACAAAUCAAUUGGCAAAAUCACGCCCAGGUUUCCUUCUUCUGUUAUUCAACCCGAGAGAUUCUCUCUUGCUGCGGAAAAUAGAGAUGAGCUAUACGAAGCCAAAUACUUUACCCAAACUCUGGAUCACUUCAAUUUCAAUCCCCAGAGCUACCAAACCUUCCAACAGAGAUACUUGAUCAGCCACAAGCACUGGGGUGGCGCCGCCAAUAACUCCCCCAUCUUCGUCUACAUGGGAAAUGAAGGAGAUAUAGAGUGGUUUGCGCAGAACACUGGCUUUAUGUUCGAAACCGCCCCCCAUUUCAGAGCUCUUGUCGUAUUCAUUGAGCAUAGAUACUACGGAAAAUCAACUCCGUUUGGGGGCAAUAAGGAUGUAGAAUACAGAAAUGCAAGCAGGCUUGGGUAUCUGAGCUCGACGCAGGCAUUGGCGGACUAUGCCACUCUCAUCCUUGAUCUCAAGAAUAAUUUAACAGCAACUGACUCUCCUGUGUUCGUCUUUGGAGGAUCCUAUGGAGGAAUGCUGGCAGCGUGGUUUAGGCUGAAGUAUCCACACGUGACCAUGGGAGCUCUGGCUUCUUCUGCCCCAAUCCUCUAUUUUGACAAUAUAACGUCUCCCAAUUCCUUCAACACCAUCAUCACCAACGACUUUAGGAGUGAGAGUGAGAAUUGUUACAAAGUGAUAAAAGGAUCGUGGGAGCAGAUUGAAAAUGCGGUACAGCAAGCAGGGGGACUUGACUUAUUGCAAAAAUCCUUUAGAUUAUGCAGUGCAAGUGAUAUACGGGAUUGGCUUGCCGCAGCAUAUACUUACGCUGCUAUGACAGAUUAUCCUACUCCAUCCAAUUUCUUUAAUCCUUUGCCAGCUUAUCCAAUAAAACAGAUGUGCAAAGCAAUAGACGACUCAACGACUGGAAAUGACACAUUUGCCAAGGUGUACGAUGCGGCUAACAUAUACUAUAACUACUCUGGAACUGCCACGUGUUAUGAUGUGAAUUAUCAGUAUGAUCCCCGUGGCCUCACUGGAUGGCAGUAUCAUGGGCACAGUGGAUGGCGGUAUCAGGCAUGCACAGAGAUGGUAAUGCAGACGGAUGGGAGUGACGAGAAGAGUAUGUUUCCUGCUUAUCAAUCAGACUACAGUGAGCAUGUAGAGUACUGUCGACUUUACUACGGAAUCUAUCCCCGACCUCAUUGGAUUACUACUGAAUUUGGUGGCCAUAAUAUUGAGAGGGUCUUGAAAAGGUUUGGAAGCAACAUUAUUUUCUUUAACGGCUUAAGAGAUCCUUGGAGUGGUGCAGGGGUGCUAAAGAACAUAUCCAAGAGCAUAAUUGCCAUAGUUGCAAAAGAAGGGGCGCACCACGUGGACCUGAGAUUCUCAACUAAAGAAGAUCCUAAGUGGCUCCAGGAUGUGAGGAAACAAGAGAUCAGCCUCAUUGCCAAGUGGCUCUCUAAAUACUAUGAUGACUUGGGCUGCUGACUGCCUUGACCCCACUCCUCGAUGCUCCCUUCUGGCUUUUGUUCAUCGCCUAUUCAGCUGUACAAAAUGUUGACCAUCACAAAUAAAAGAUUGUAAAGAAAGAGGAGAGGAGUUUGUGGGCCCAUCUGUCCUAUUCUCUUCUUCUUUUCCAUGAUGAUCACCUGCCUGUAAUAAUAUGGUUCUUCAAACUUAGCAAUUUGAAA
Malania oleifera is the source of this 1742-nucleotide messenger RNA. RefSeq lists its product as uncharacterized. The transcript has 10 exons. The record is from RefSeq and is a predicted model, not a curated record. Gene Ontology annotation, molecular function: dipeptidyl-peptidase activity; serine-type exopeptidase activity. Lineage: Eukaryota; Viridiplantae; Streptophyta; Magnoliopsida; Santalales; Ximeniaceae. The coding region runs from base 10 to 1539 and encodes 509 amino acids. Gene Ontology annotation, biological process: proteolysis.